This is a messenger RNA of Seriola dumerili (greater amberjack), 1173 nucleotides long. RefSeq names its product GTP binding protein 8 (putative) (gene gtpbp8). Bases 130 to 993 code for a protein of 287 amino acids. The transcript is spliced from 8 exons. NCBI's taxonomy places the organism in Eukaryota, Metazoa, Chordata, Actinopteri, Carangiformes, Carangidae. Gene Ontology annotation, cellular component: mitochondrion. Gene Ontology annotation, molecular function: GTP binding. The record is from RefSeq and is a predicted model, not a curated record.
UGCACUCAACAUGGAAGACGAAAACAGUUGACAGUGCACAGUGCAGUUGUAGCUAAACUACGCAGAAUAAUUGAUGACUGAGUGAUGGAAAUGUUGGAGUAGAGGCGGGUCUGACUUCAGCAGGGAAACAUGUUUUGUCUCCGGUUGGGACUGUGGCUUCAGCCUGGGACUCAGGUUUGUGUUGUUUCCCGGCACAGCGUCCACAAACUGUCUUCUCUCCAGCAGGCCACAAACCUUCCCCCAAAGAAAGUCCAAAGCUUACUGUACCCCUUUAGUGAGCUGGAGGGAUACCUGGACAGGUCUGUGGACAGGACACCAUUCCAGCUCUUUCAUCCCAGUGUGGAGGACAUGGUUAAAGCAGAAAAGCUCUUCUGCUCUUCACAGUCUCAUAAGAUCGAUUACUACAGCUCUGCAGAGAGGAUGGACCAUGUACCUGCACUGCGACAGCCAGAGGUGUGCUUCAUCGGCAGAAGCAACGUGGGAAAGUCGUCUCUGGUCAAAGCUCUGUUCUCCCUGUCUCCUGAGGUGGAAGUCAGAAUCUCCAAAACUCCAGGUCACACAAAGAAGAUGAACUUCUUCAGAGUGGGCAAAGCUUUCACCGUCGUGGACAUGCCCGGCUAUGGACACAGAGCGCCCAAAGACUUUGUGGAAAUGGUGGAGCCGUAUCUUUACACAAGGAAAAAUCUUGUGAGGACAUUCCUGUUGGUUGAUGGCAGCGUUGGUCUUCAGAAGGCCGACCUGAUUGCCCUGGAAAUGUGUGAAGAGUUCAGACGUCCAUAUGUGAUGGUGGUGACUAAGAUUGACAAAUGCGGUAGCGGAGCUCUGCUGACAAACUUAUUGAAUCUUCAUGAUGUGGUUAAAACGCAGACGACGAGCUGCUUUCCUCAGCCAUUUCUGGUCAGCUCCCUCCAUUUUUUGGGCAUCUACCUCCUGAGAUGCUUCAUUACUCAUCUAACAGGCAGCAUCAGGUUAUCAAACACCUCUCAAAGCUGAUGAGAGGCCAGUGAGCGAGGUCUGGACACCUUCUCUCGAAUCUGGAAGAUUCUCAAGAUUUGUAUUUUAUCCCUAAGUGAUGAUAUGUGUUGCCUUAUAAUGGGACCUCCUUUACUUGUCCAUGUAGAGCUACUGUAGAUAAUAUCUGAAGAUUUAUUUUCAAAUAAAGUGUAAAAUCCA